UGGUACUCCGUCUUCAAGCCCGAAGUUUCGGCGCACAGUUGGAGCUCCGUGGUGGCGGCACGCACACUCUGCGCUGUGCCGAGCCUGCCCGUAUGCGCAGCCUUGGCAGAUGUCCUCCAAACGGGGACCAAGUACCUUAACGUGUCUCGGCUGCCUGUUUACAUGUGCAACCUUCCUGCAGGAACAUCAACAAAAAACAUGCUUCAUCAUUAUCAGGAGGAACCUCCACUGUACUCGCUCGACAGAGUUCAGAAGGACAUCGGACUUUUUUGGAGCCGCGGGGACGCCAUCGUCACACCCGACGAGGUCCGACAUUUGUUGCAGGACCUCGGGCCCCGCGUCAAGAAGAACCAUUUCAUCGACGAUCCGGACUACGCUCACGCCAGUUUCGCCUUAGCCCUUUGCAACCCUACUGUUCUCCACAAGGACCUUCUGGAGUUCUUGGACAAGUAUAGACUGCCUUCGGAAUAA
Molecule: messenger RNA, 471 nt
Organism: Ixodes scapularis (black-legged tick)
Lineage: Eukaryota; Metazoa; Arthropoda; Arachnida; Ixodida; Ixodidae
Product: lipase member K-like
Exons: 3
Coding region: 163-471 (102 amino acids)
Source: RefSeq, a predicted model, not a curated record